This is a messenger RNA of Molossus molossus (Pallas's mastiff bat), 1119 nucleotides long. It is a transcript of the gene ACTRT3, whose product is annotated as actin related protein T3. The record is from RefSeq and is a predicted model, not a curated record. The coding region runs from base 1 to 1119 and encodes 372 amino acids. NCBI's taxonomy places the organism in Eukaryota, Metazoa, Chordata, Mammalia, Chiroptera, Molossidae. The transcript has 2 exons.
AUGAGCAACGCCCAGCCACCGGUGGUAAUCGACAACGGCUCGGAUGUGAUCAAGGCGGGCUUGGCUGGGUCCCGGGAGCCCCAGUUCAUCUACCCUAACAUUAUCGGACGUGUCAAAGGCCACGGCUUGGCGGCCGAGGGCGCGCGGGAGCUGUUCGUGGGUGAUGAAGCGCAGGACCGGAGAACCUCGCUGUCCAUCAGCUACCCAGUGGAACGUGGUCUCAUUACUUCCUGGGGGGACAUGGAGAUCACAUGGAAACAUAUCUAUGACCAUAACCUGAAGCUAAAGCCCUGUGAUGGCCCAGUUUUGAUUACUGAGCCAGCACUGAACCCACUGGCCAACCGACAACAAAUCACUGAAGUGUUUUUUGAGCAUUUGGGGGUUCCUGCCUUCUAUAUGUCCAUCCAGGGGGUGCUGGCUCUCUUUGCUGCUGGCUUCACAACUGGAUUUGUGAUGAAUUCAGGUGCUGGGGUUACUCAGUGUGUGCCUAUUUUUGAAGGUUACUGUCUGCCUCAUGGUGUCAACCAGCUACAUCUUGCUGGCCUUGACCUCACCAACUACCUCAUGAUGCUGCUGAAGGACCAUGGCAUCAUGCUGCUUAGUGCUGCAGACAGAAAGAUCGUCGCAGACAUUAAGGAAACCUCUUGCUAUGUGGCAAUGAACUAUGAAGAGGAAAUGGCCAAGAAACCUGGUAGUAUAGAGAAAGUUUACCAAUUACCUGAUGGGAAGAUGAUCAAGCUCUAUGACCAGCUUUUCAAAUGUCCAGAGGCCCUCUUCUCUCCAUCUCUCAUGAACCUUGAGACUCCUGGUAUUGAUAAGAUGUGCUUCAGCAGUAUAAUGAAAUGUGAUAUGGAUCUGAGGAAUUCCUUUUUCUCCAACAUUAUCCUUGCUGGGGGAUCAACCUUGUUCCCUGGUUUAGACAAGCGGCUAAUUAAAGAUAUUGCAAAUGUGGCACCUGCUAAUACCCCUGUGCAGGUUAUAGCUCCCCGAGAAAGGAAAAUAUUGGUAUGGAUGGGGGGCUCUAUUCUUGCAUCCCUGUCUGCCUUCCAGGACAUGUGGAUCACUGCUGCAGAAUUUAAAGAAGUUGGUCCCAACAUAGUACACCAGAGAUGCUUCUGA